Molecule: messenger RNA, 1878 nt
Organism: Caenorhabditis angaria
Lineage: Eukaryota; Metazoa; Nematoda; Chromadorea; Rhabditida; Rhabditidae
Source: the annotation of a GenBank genome assembly
AUGACUAUCUAUUCCAAAAUUUUGUUACCAAAUCAGGUGAGAUUUUGAGAAGAUUUAUAGGAAAUUUACAUGGGAUUUGUAUACAUUUUUGAAAUAUAUCCGCACUCAUAAAAUCAAAAUUCCAAUUUUAGACAAAUUUUACGCAACAUUCUUCUUAAAAGAUUAUUUUUAUCAGUUCUUAUCAUUUUUCAACUACAUUUUUCAGGUGUCUCCAAAAUUCGUCCGGUUUCUCUCUUUUUCCCCAAGAAAUGAUGCUAGAAUCUUCUCAUCGCCAGAAGAAGCAGUAAAAGAUAUUCCAAAUAAUUCCAAACUUCUAGUCGGUGGUUUCGGAUUAUGUGGAAUUCCUGAAAAUCUCAUCACAGCGCUCACAAAAACCGGUCAAACUGGGCUAACUUGUGUUUCAAAUAAUGCCGGAGUCGAUAAAUGGGGACUUGGUCUUCUUUUGCAAACUAGACAAAUAAAAAAAAUGAUCUCAUCGUAUGUUGGAGAAAAUGGCGAAUUUGCGAGACAAUAUUUGAGCGGAGAAUUAGAGCUGGAAUUCACACCACAAGGAACAUUGGCUGAAAGAAUUCGAGCCGCUGGAGCCGGAGUUCCCGCAUUUUAUACACCAACUGGAUAUGGAACACAAAUUCAAGAAGGAGGUGCUCCAAUUAAAUAUAGUAAAACGAAAAAAGGAGAAAUCGAAAUUGCCAGCAAACCAAAAGAAACUCGCGAAUUCAAUGGAGUCAACUAUGUUCUUGAAGAAGCUAUUUGGGGAGAUUAUGCAUUAAUUAAAGCAUGGAGAGCUGAUAAAUUAGGAAAUAUUCAAUUCCGUCAUUCGGCUGGAAAUUUCAAUCCACCAAUGUGUAAAGCUAGUAAAUGUACAAUUGUUGAAGUUGAAGAAAUUGUAGAACCUGGUGUAAUCGCACCAAAUGAUGUGAGUUGACUUUCAAUCGUGAAAAAUCAAGUAAAAUGAAUUUUUGCAGGUUCAUAUCCCAUCAAUUUAUUGUCAUCGUCUUGUUCUCGGAAGUAAUUAUGUGAAACCAAUUGAACGACCAAUGUUUGCGAAAGAAGGACCAGUUGAACCAUCGACAUCUGCAGCUGGAAGAUCAAGAGAAAUUAUCGCUGCUCGAGCGGCUCUUGAAUUCACCGAUGGAAUGUAUGCAAAUCUCGGAAUUGGCAUCCCAACUUUGGCACCAAAUUAUAUUCCAAAAGGAAUCACUGUUCAUUUACAAAGUGAAAAUGGUAUUAUUGGAGUUGGACCAUAUCCAAGAAAAGGGCAAGAAGAUGCUGAUUUGAUUAACGCUGGAAAAGAGCCAAUCACACUUUUGAAAGGUGCUUCGAUUGUUGGAAGUGAUGAAUCUUUUGCAAUGAUCAGAGGAUCACAUAUGGAUAUUACUGUUUUGGGAGCACUUCAAUGCUCACAAAAUGGUGAUUUGGCAAAUUGGAUGAUUCCUGGAAAAUUGGUCAAAGGAAUGGGAGGAGCUAUGGAUCUUGUGUCAGCUCCUGGAGCUAAAGUUAUUGUUGUUAUGGAACAUGUUUCGAAAAAUGGAGAGCCAAAGAUUCUCAAAAAAUGUGAAUUACCGCUAACUGGAAAAGGUGUGAUCUCAAGAAUUAUCACUGAUAUGGUAUGUUGUUUUUGCGGAAAAAAAAACAAAUAUAAACAAAUUUUUUUUCAGGCAGUAUUUGAUGUUACUAAAACCGGCCUUGUUUUAAUUGAAGUUCGUGAAGAUCUUACUGUUGAAGAUAUUCGAAAAGUGACACCUGCUGAUUUCACAGUUUCAUCGGAUCUCAAACCAAUGGGUCAAGCCCCUCUUAAUCAGUAAUGUUUUUUUUUUAUUUUUGCAAAGUUUGUAUAGGAAUAUAUUGCUCAUUUUUACAUUUUUCAGAAAGAAAUAA